UCAGUGAAAUUAAAUACCUUUGAGUGUUGUAGAAACUGGCAUAUGAUUAAUUAUGUAAUGAUACGAGUUUAAUUAGAUUGAAAUAAAAUGUGGCCGUUGGUAUAGUCCAUUGUUAAUUAUUAUUUAAGUAUUCGGCAGACGGUUCAGACGUCCCGAUAAAUAUAACUAUUUUCAGGAAUAAAUAUGUGGUGCUUACCAUUUUGUUUAAUAUGCAUCGCACUCGGUGUAUUUGGAAGCGAGAACCAAGUUGACAAAGCUAUGGAAAACGCAAAAAUCGUGCCAGAUGUCAUUGUCGUCGGUCCGAAGAAAUUGUUACAAGUAAAUUAUCUAAGCGGUGUGAAAGCAGAACUCGGUAAUGAAUUAACACCUACUCAAGUGAAAGAUCAGCCGUCAGUCGUAUGGGAUGCUAAACCUAAUUCAUUCUAUACAUUAUAUUUGGCUGACAUUGAUAUCACGACUGGUGGAGCUCAACCCAAAGAAAACGAAUGGCACCAAUGGCUGGUAGGAAACAUACUUGGCGGAGACGUGAACAGCGGAGAAACGCUCACCGCAUUCGUAGGUUCCGGACCACCGUCGAAAACCGGUCUUCAUCGUUACGUGAUUUUUGUAUUCGAACAACCGUCGAAGUUGAAUUUUGACGAGCCACGCAUAAGCAAUAGAUCUAUCGAAAACCGUGACAAAUUGUCAAUCAAAAAGUUUGCGUCAAAGUACAAUUUGGGAGCACCAGUGGCUGGGAAUUUCUAUCAAGCUCAAUACGAUGAUUAUGUUUCAGUUUUGUACCAACAAUUUGGUGUUAAUUAAAUACAUUUUUAUAAAGCAUUAGGAUUAUAUUAGACAAUAUUCACCGUUCUACGUCAUCCACAUUUUAUAUGCAACUAAUUUAUAUAUAUACAUAUAUAUUAUAAUAUAAUAAUAACCGCUACUAUGGUAAACCAUGA
Sipha flava (yellow sugarcane aphid) is the source of this 938-nucleotide messenger RNA. RefSeq names its product protein D3-like. The transcript is spliced from 6 exons. Lineage: Eukaryota; Metazoa; Arthropoda; Insecta; Hemiptera; Aphididae. The coding region runs from base 184 to 801 and encodes 205 amino acids. The record is from RefSeq and is a predicted model, not a curated record.